UGUGUCGCAAAAAUCGAUUGUUGCUCCCGUAGACUAGCAUUAUCUGCCAAAACAUUAGACAUUUCUUAUCGAAGGUUAUAAUUAUCUGCCUUCAAUGAUUCAACAGUCUGUUCCAAUUCGAUAACCUUAUUAGACUGUCCUAUAAUGGGUGGCCUGAAUGGUUCUCGUCUAGAUGUGCUCACACCCAAGUUUUAUCGGUUAAAUCGGUUAAAUCACUCAAACCAUGAACUGGAGGUCAAAACGGUUUGACCUCCGGUUCGGUUUUAAAAACAUUGCUCACACUUAUAUCCUGUGGAUGUGUGUGAAUAUCCAAACCUUUCAACCAUCCUUUCUUGACCCCACCAGUUGCCCUAAGUAAUAUCUCAGCAUGAGGUAUUGUAGGGUCAAAUCCUUCUUCCUCUUGUUUAGUAGCAUAUUCAGCUGUCAAUUUUUCCUGAAAUAAUAUAAGACAAAAUAAAUAAUUAAUUGUACU
Rubroshorea leprosula is the source of this 472-nucleotide messenger RNA. The record is from the annotation of a GenBank genome assembly. NCBI's taxonomy places the organism in Eukaryota, Viridiplantae, Streptophyta, Magnoliopsida, Malvales, Dipterocarpaceae.